AUGCCGGACAGGAGUGGCGCGACGAUGCUGGACGACCUGCCGGACGAGAUCGUCGUCCACAAGAUCCUCAUCAGCCUGCCGCCCAAGGACGUUGGCUGCUGCCGCGCCGUUCGCAGGUCCUGGCGCGACGCCACCACCACGCCUGAGUUCACGCUCGCGCACCACCGCCGCCAGCCCUCUCUCCCCAUCGUCGACGGGCUCCCCUCCCGCUUCGUCGUCCUCCGUGGUGGCAGCGGCGACGGCGCCGUCUCCGUCUCUCCGACCAGCAGCUCUGGCCCUUCCACCCGAACCCCACACUCAGUGCCCGAUCUGCCUACACACGCUUCCACGGACAGGCUCCUCGUCAUCUCACACGGAUGCCGGUUCCACACCUACAACCCGGCCACCUGCCGGCACGCUCUGCUGCCGCAGCCCGAGCAUACUCUCCCGUGCCACAGCAUACUCGGCCUCUACCGGCACGGAGCAACCGGGGAAUACAGGUUGCUCUGGUCUUCAACGAGGGGGCAUGAAACAGCGUUGCACGUUCUCACUGUGGGAUACAAUGAGUCGAGGAGCGUUAGGGUCACAAUGCCGUCCUCGCCUUCCCUAGAGCAGGCAGUGAUCCAGGGGCUACCCCAGGACACCCAUUACACCGGCGCCGCCACCGAUCAUCCGCCCGUCCACCACCAUGGCAAUCAACACUGGAUGCGCAGACAUCGUGGCGCCACGGACACGGCAGACAUCGCGGACAUCAUCGGGAAGCUUGCUCUGUACAGCAUCGACCACCGCCUCACCGCUAGAAAUGUCUGGGUGAUGCAGGACUACGAGGCCGAGAUCUGGACCUUCAAAUUCCGAAUCGAUGUGUCAACGCUGCUGAUCGGGUUCAAUGAAAAACAUGUGCUGCACUGCGACAUCUAUGGAAACUUCCUAGGUAUGGUGAACAUUGGACAGUUCCAGGCUCGUAUGUUGCUUACUCAGCACCGCCUCCAGGAGAGCAUCAUUCCGAUACCACCCCAUACGUGA
Messenger RNA from Lolium rigidum, 1002 nucleotides. RefSeq lists its product as uncharacterized. NCBI's taxonomy places the organism in Eukaryota, Viridiplantae, Streptophyta, Magnoliopsida, Poales, Poaceae. Gene Ontology annotation, molecular function: protein binding. The record is from RefSeq and is a predicted model, not a curated record. Bases 1 to 1002 code for a protein of 333 amino acids. The transcript has 3 exons.